GCCUACUUGGUGGCCAACGAUUUUCGUUUCAGAAGGAUGUUCCAGGCCAUCGAAGAUGAACCUGAUGUGGCAAUGCUGGUGAAUGACGUGGGCAGUGUGAAUAAUCCAGAUUUCGAGCCUCUCUCCAGCCAGCUGUACUUUAUGUUGGUGCUGGCAAUGCCAGAGGACAGCACGGGCGAGAGCAUCCUCUCCAAUACACCUGAGGGAGAGGGCGCCCUGGCAUGGAAGAAGCUAUUGAAUGAGUACUCUCCCAAUGAGCCAGGGAACAUAGUCGGACAGUUCAGGAAGAUUCUAGGUACGGUGUUCCCCAAGGAUGCGGACAUUGUCACGGAGAUCAUGAAGCUGGACAAGGAGAUCGCCCGCUACGAGAAAGCUAGUGGCGAGACGGUCUCGGCGAACGUCUCUCGAGGCAUCCUCCUGGGGGCUCUCUCAGAGGAACCUGACCUCCAGAAGCACUUGUUCCGCAACCUUCGCAGUUUGCCCACCUACGCCGACAUGCGAGCGGAGGUGGUGAACGCCCUGGCAGCCCAGAGGAGUGUGAACGACGACGCCAUGGACAUAGGAGCGCUCAAGGGCGGCAAGUCGAAGGGCGGCAAGGCGAAGGGCGGCAAGGACGGCAAGAGCAAGAAAGGUGCGACAGGUGCAGGGCCAUCGUGUGCCGCGAGCAGCGCGAGCACCAUCCCUGUCGGGCUGCGAGCUUUGACUUCGAGCUCGGAGGCCACGUCCAGCACCCUAGCCCCCAAGUUUGUUUUCGGGCUUGAGGCGAUCGAGGCCGAGGAGAGGCAUGUGAGCAUCGCAGCGGUCAGCCACAAGCCGAAGGACGCGAUAAUGAUCGACAGCGGUGCGCAGAUCUCGGCGAUGCCCAGCCAGAUGGUGUACGAUGCAGGCUACAUGAUCCAGAGGUCGAAGAUCCACGAGCUGCAUGCGAUCGACGGGAGCAAGGUCCCCCACCAUGGCCGUACCGACGUCAAGAUUCGACGAGGAGAUGCAGUCUUGCAGCUGGGUAUGGAGGUAGCCGACAUCGAGCACCCCGUCCUCUCCACAGAUGCCAUCACGAGGCGAGGCCAGUCAGUCUUGCACUCGCCGAUGGGAGACUGGAUCGUGGAUGCUCCGAUGCUGCCGCCCGACGGCGCCGAGGUGAUCAAGCUGAAGAAGGAGCGCUCGGCCUGCUACUUGGAGUUCGACGAGCUGCUGAAGGACGGCCAGAACGCCGAGCAGAGCAAGGUCAUGGCUGCUCUCCGACCGCAGGAGUCUGAGGAGUCCGUGGGCAUCUUGGCUGCAGCCCGCAAGACGCUGGCACCCUCGACUGUGCCGACAAGUUCGUCUGCGGCUCUGCCUCGAGCGCUUGGACCAGACCCCUCGGAGAACGUCACCCUGAAAGCGAAAGAGCUCACGAGACCAGGACAGCCGACGGCGCAGGAGAGGCGUGCCCAUGCAGCACACCACCUGCCCUUCAGGCCCUGGUGCCCCGAGUGUGUGAUGGGGCGAGGCCGUGAGCGACCUCAUCCGAAGCAGCAGGACAGCCCUGAGCUCGACGCGGACCAGGUGCCGAUCGUGGAGAUGGACUUCUUCUUCGCAGCUACUGACGACAUCGCUAAGAAGUACCCGAUGCUCCACGGCUUCGUUGUGAAGCUCGUCGAGGCCAAGCGCAUCCCCAGGGACGAGAGGCGCACGAUGAUCCCUGUGCUGAACAUCGUCGACGGGAGGUCGAAUGCUAUGGGCACACUGAUGACGAACAAGACGGUUGGGCAAUACAAGACUCUGUACGUGGCAAAGCUGAUCGACUCGACCUUCAGGUUCGCUCUGGAGAAGCGGUUGGAAGUCGCGAUCGACGCCGACCACCCGAUCCUACCCUUCGUGACGAACGCGAUCGGCUGGUACAUCACACGAUUCCAGCCGCGGGAGCACGGAGGGUCCUCCUACAAGUUUCUCUUUGGCAAGGAGUAUGAUGGAGAAGUCGCCGAGAUCGGCGAGCAGGUUAGGUAUAGGAUCGCUGGGCGGGUAGCCAGCGGUCAGGGCAAGUUCGAGGCCCGCUUUGCUAAAGGCGUGUGGGCAGGCAAGUCGGCGUUCGACGACCAGCACCUAGUCGUGGACUUGCAGCGCGGGCUCCUCAAGGUGCGCACGGUGCGUCGCAUGCCCGAGGAGUUCCGCUGGUCCGAGGACCUGCUGAGGCAGAUCAGCGUGACGCCCUGGGACCCCACGCCAGCUAGGGCCAAGGAGAUUGCGAGGCCCAAGGGCCUCUACAUCACAGAGAGGAUGAUUGACAGACAUGGACCGACUUCAGAAUGCCUCAAAUGCUCUACAGGACGAGGACAGCUCUCCGACGCUUGCAGGCAGAGGUUCGAGCACAUCGUCCAGGAGGAGCUCGAGCGGAGGCUCAAGACUGAGGGAGCCUCGCCGGCGACACCAGCGCCGCCAGGAGUGGCGCCUGGCACGCCAGUGCCAGAGAGUGCGCCUGGUCCCAGUCAGCGCUCGCAGCCUGAGGACCGAGCGCCGGGCGCGCCGAGGCCAGGGGCGCAGGUGCAGGAGGCCACGGCAGACCAACCUCCAAGGAGCUCUGUCGGGAACAUCCCCGACACGCCGAUGGACACCAAGGACGACGCGACUCGCAAGCACCAGGUCGAGGCUGCAGAGACCGAGGACCAGGGCGGCAAGCGACAGAGGAUCGAGCUUCUUGGUGUCAGGCCUGAGGUGACCGUCAUCGCGGGCUUGUCUGUGUGUGAGCUCGCGGUCUGCGAGGCGGACGACUCCGAGGAGUACGACCCCGUCUGGGACCCGAUCCCCAUGCCAGAGAGCCGAUGCGACGGCAGAUGCCCAUCACAUGGAGGACGGUGUGCGCUUCGAGCUGACCACCGUGGGGGCUGCGCCUGUCGGCUGUGCCUGAUCCACGCUGCGCGCGCCGUGGAGGCCCCGAGCGCAGUGGUGGCGGGCCUGUACAGCAUGUGGGCGGACGGUCUGGAUGACGAGGUCGAGACCCCGCAGAUGGUCCACUACGACUACUGCUCAGGCGAGCCGCUGGACGAGGAGCUCUACCAGGAGGGCAGGCGCGACGAGCUGGAGGCGAUGCGGGAGUACGGUGUCUACUCGGAGAUCCCCAUCUCUCAGUGCCAGCCUGGGGGGAAGCACGUCAGGGGCUUCCCGAUCGCCCACAUGAAGGGCGACAGGGUGCGCUGGAGGUUCGUCGCGACCGAGGUGAACGACAAGCACCGCGAGGACAACCACCAGGGCACGCCGCCGCUGAUGGUCAUCAGGUUGAUCAUCUCCCUCGCAGCGUCCAAGUCCGAUGCUGACGGUGUGCACCGUCGGCUGCUGCGUGUUUGGGAUGUCCGCAAGGCGUUCUUCAAUGCGGACUUGGACGAGCUGGUCUACGUGCAUCCAGGCUGGGAGCUGUGUCCAAAAGGCUUCUGCUGGGUUCUGCACAAGGCGAUGAACGGGACGAGGAAGGCCUCACAGCUCUGGGGCGAGACGAGCAAGGCAGCGAUCGACGACGCGGGAGGCAAACCGCUGAAGGGCACAGCUGGCACCUACCACUUCGAGAACCUAGUGGGUGACGGCAUGGACGCCACGAUGUGCUGCCACGGUGAUGACUUCCUGGCAGAGGGCCACCGCGACACCCUCGACGCCAUUGGCAACUUCCUGGAGGCGAACUUCGAGGUCACCGAGUCCGAGAGCAUAGGCCCAGGUUACCCAGGUGAGCUGAACAACUUGAAGCGCAUAGUGGGCUACACGAGCGAGCUGCCCGAGACCAGGAUGCCAGGCUUCUACUGGAGUGCUGAUCCGAAGCACGUGGAGGAGCUCAUCCGCUGGGGCCACAAGUCGGGCUCCAAGGCUGCGCCUACCCCUGGAACAAAGGCUACGGGGGCAGGCAUGAGGAAUGCCCUGGACCCACUGCCCGUGGCCGAGGCCAAGUCGACCUCGUCAGCGGCGGGACUGAGCCUGUAUGUCUCGAGCGACAGGCCUGAUGCUAUGUUCAGCUCCAAGACGAUUAUGCAGCACGUCAGUAAGCCAAACGUCCUGAUGAACGCACGCCUGCACCGCCUGUGCAGGCACUACGAGGGCGCACCGAGGCUGCUGUGGUGCUAUGAGCUCCAGGACUUGCCAGAGGUUCUGCGAGUGGACGCGGAUGCCGACUGGGCGUCUACGACUAGCCUAUUCAGGACGUCGACCUCUGGAGGAGUUGUUCGUUUCGGAGGCCACACGGUCGAGGCGUUCGCAGUCUGCCAGGCUACGCAGGCGUUGUCGUCGGGAGAGUCUGAGUUCUACGCCAUCGGCAGUGGUGCCGCACGGGGCUUGCAGGCGAAGCACUUCCUCGGAGAGGUGGGUGUCACCGUGCGCCUGGUCGUGGCCAGCGACAGCGCUGCAGGCAGAGGGAUCUGCCAGCGCCACGGCGUGGGUAAGGUGCGCCACCUCGAGCUGCGGUACCUCUGGCUACAGGACCGCGUCCGACUGCGACAGCUAGAGUUGAUCAAAGAGGCGACCACGGAGAUGGUCGCGGACAUCCUCACGAAGUAUGUGGAAUCAGAGACCCUGUACAAGCACAUGGCGACCAUGAACCUGCGGCUCGUGCCGCUCGGAGCAGUGGUGGUGAGCGCGCUGCUGCCGACGGCGCGCGGCCAGGAGACGGAGGCGGGCGCCAAAGGCGCGCCCUGGCUACUGAUCGUGAUGGCUUUGAGCAUAGCGCUGCUGUCUUUUCUAGUAGGCUGUUGUGCUGGAGCCCGAGCGUGCUCCACUGCGGUUUGCUACGAGCGUCCAGAGACGCUGAUUGAUGACAGUGCAGCUCCUGAGCACACCGCAAGCGACGGAGAUGCGAGAGUGCAGCUAGUUCUUUCAAGGCUGACAGUGCCUGACCUACGAGCUAUGGCUCGUGCGAACAAGAUCGGCCUUGGGGUGGGCUACGUGAGGAAGCAGCGCCUGAUUGAGAUGAUCAUCUCGGCUGGCGCGAGCCCUACCGUGGAGCAGGCAGAGCGCCUAGAGAGCGUUCGUGCCGUUCUUUCCAAGGCUGGUCUGAGUUGUUCUGUGGAGCCACGCCUCCUGCUCACGAAGCAGGUGCUGGAGAGUCAUUUGGUGCUGUUGGAGACGGCUUGCACGCCGUUGCGGAAGAUCUCGGAUUGA
Messenger RNA from Prorocentrum cordatum, 5112 nucleotides. Lineage: Eukaryota; Dinophyceae; Prorocentrales; Prorocentraceae. The record is from the annotation of a GenBank genome assembly.